AUGACACCGGAGGAAGUCAAGUUACCAGCUCCUGGAGGACCUCCCGUGCAGCUAAUAGCCAAGCCAAGCGAAGGUCUUGCCUGUACAGCAUCAGUCAAAUGUACAUAUUGUGUGAAAGAUCUGCAAACGAUGCAAAAACAUGGUAGGAAAACACAUGCCUCCAGCCUUUUGGGGGAGGUCCAGUAUCGUCCUUGCCUGGUACAGCGUAUCUUCACUGCGGUAAGAAACGAGUAUUUCCAAAUAGGCCAGAACGUCGUACCAGGAGUUCAACCAGACUUGAAAGCCAUCCUUCAAGCCACGUUCUUACCGGCACAUGAUGUACCUCUGGUAGUUGCCCCUGAUACUGAACGAGAGAGGACUCCCCUCGUUCGAUGCAUGGGUUGGGACAAGUUCAUGCCAGACAUCCGCAUGAAUCCAGUUCAGAGACGGGCAGCGGACGCAAUCAAGAAAAAACAUUCUCCAGAGGAGCACGGCGGUCUUCUAGCUCGUCUCGCUGGAGCCAUUCAAGACCACAUGGCAAAAGCAUCAAGGAUCUUGGAUGGUCACCCUCACAAGUUGACACUUUCAAAAGUCCUGUUGUACGGAGACGCCAUACCUCGAGACCACCUCGGAAUUCUUAGGAACAAUCAUUGGAGGCCUGUGUCAGACGACAACCAAGAAUAUCCCAACUUUAUGAUACAGUUGAUCCGCUGCAUCGUUCGAAUUCACCUCGGAUUCCCACCAUUGCAAUUCUCAUUCGCGCUUUCACCUAGGCAGACCACAUGUCUUGAGAACCUCCUCGCUGUCCUGGGGGAUGACACUAGCACACCCCGUAAGAGAAUGCUCGCCUACCAUGAGCUGGCAUGGUCUUUGGUUGACACUGACCCGACCCUAUGCGUCACCGAUCGAUGGGCAAACCCAAUUCAGAGAGCUGUCUGGUUGAGGGCUCUUCGUGCAGAUGGAAAUUUCACCGAAGCUGCCUAUUUUACCCCAGACCUUGCAAAACUCAAGUACCUUUGCAAUGCGACCUCCCUCCUCGAAGCUCUCUUGGAUAAAGACAAGGAUACUGACUCUGUUCAUGCUGACGAUUAUGAUCGUGUUGCUCGAAUUCAUGAUCGCGUCCUACGGCUUGGUCCUCCCACCACCUUCAACUUCAUCUACGAGAUGCAGCAGUAUGCGUCGUCGCUCGCCUUUAAUCAAAUGAAGGAACCAAACGUCUACGUCGAUGCUGAAGUCAAAUCCAUCACCAUUGGCACCCAAACCAUGGAGAUGGAUAAACUGCGAGAAGGCAUGCAGGUGAUCCUCCGUGACUUCAAACAGCGAUAUUCUGCCCUCACGGACGACAACGUUGUGUUGAAGUGUGUGCCAGAUCAUGUCAAGGACGAUCACACCAACACCACGCGAGGUUAUUCAUUUCUGUCAGAAGAGCCGUUCUACCAGAAGAGACACUCUCUUUUCUUCUUCUUGGUAAAAUACUAUAAUCUUGCCAUGGUCGACAACGAAGGUCGACUCUCAUGGAACAUUCCUGGAAUCAAGGAACUGCUCAGACGCACCUCGAGGGUCUGGGAGCCUCUUUACCACUUGUUGUAUAUAACGACUCAUAUUUCCUGUCGAGGAACGCAAUUCAUCGAUCAUCAGGUGUGCAAUGCAGACAGGCAUCGCAACCUCUUCGUGGGGGGCAACGAGAUGUUUAUCCUCACAGGUUACAGCAAGAAGACUGGCAUCACGGAUAGAGACUCCUGCACCCCUGGGUUCGUGCCAAAGGACGUCUCUUUCUGGGUACUUGAGAUGCUGGGAGGGGGAUUACGAACAGCUGAAGCCAUCUUGGCUGGCGUUGCAUAUGGCGAGGAAGCAGAGCAUCUAUACAGAACCUAUCUCUGUGUCGUAGAAGGGCAGAGAAUCAGCGCUGCAAAGUUUUCAGACAGCCUCCAGCAGUGGAAUCAAGAUUAUUUCAGCUGUCGAUGGGGAUUGAGAGAUUUUCGACAAGGCACCGUCACAAUGGGGCGCGAGUUCAUUGCCCCUGACAACUCUUAUGAUGAAGCUGACAGCAUUCUCGCUGAGUCUGCAGACCACUCCACUUCCAUCGACCAUGGCCACUACGCAGUAGUUCAAGGAGGCGUCCCUCGACUGUCGAAUAACAGCAUGUGCAAGCACAGAUGGCUGGGCGAUCAGUGGCACAGCUUGCUUGGUCUUGGUCCCUUUCCCCCACCAGAAGCAAUUCGUAUAAGUAAAAGGAACGUGUCGAAUGGGACCACCUUUCAGUCCAUGUCCUCGCAGCUCACGAAAUCCAUGCAAGCAUAUCUAGACUCAUUUUUUCGCAACGAGUUCCAGCAAACCCUGAAGGACUCGAUCUCUGUUGUCCUUCAACAGCACAGCGAACAAAUGGCCAUCAACCAUGUAUGCACGACUGGAUUACCAUCUACCAGCCAGGCUGUGCAGCCUUUGGACUUGAAUGGUAACUUGGAAGACUUGUUCCCGAAAGGUAUUCUAUCGCAAGGGGCUUCAUCAAAAGCUGGGACUGAGUGGUUAGUUAACAGCAAUGCUGCAUCCACUGCAGUGCUCUCACCAGCUGCAAGUGGUUUCAUAGAAUGUGGAAGCUUGCUGUCCGACUCUCCCCUGCCAGCUUCGUCGAUUAAAUCCAUCUCCUUGUCUGGAUCCAUGGACGACAUCCUGUGGCCAAGCAGUGAUCAGAUUGAUGUAUUGGUCACUCCUGACCGUAAAGGGAAGGGCAGGGCAUACGAACCUGACCAACCUCUUCCAUCCGUCGCCCAAUCUGGUCCGUCCAGAAAAAGAGGCAGGGCUGAUAGUAUAGACGAGCUCAAGUCCAGCAGCAUAUCACCAAUCCCAGAUCGCAAGGGAAAGAGCAGGGCCUAUGAACCAGGCCAGCCUCGAUCAUUGGCAAGUCGAAUUAACGUCGAUCGCAUGGUCCAGCCCCAGUCCUCCAUGGAAUCUGAGUCCAGUACUGGUCAACUUGCAGCACCUGUGUACCGGAGCAGGAAGCACGUUGCAGAGCAUGCCAUCCAAAUGGAAGAUGAGGAAGACCAGCAACAGCAGCAAUCCAGGAGCCUCAAGCGUCUCCGUAGGCAUGAGAGCUACGAUGAAAAGGUUGACUUGGAAGUUAUCAGCAUUUCGAGCAGCGACGACUGCCCCUCAGGUCGAACGGCGAGCACGAAAGACAUAGACCUCUCAAGCGAUGACGACGACGACUUCAUAAUCGAUGAGACCACUGAACCUGCUUCAUCACCACCCGAGGAAGUUCAGGAGAUGAGAGAAAAAAUUCGAGAGGCAAUCAGGUACCUCAGAAAAGAUCCUGCUGCAACAGAAAUGAGCCGAGCACAGAUGGAUGCCAUGAUUGCAGUCAUGAUAGAGCCUCUGGACCUCAUGAUCGCCAUGAAGACAGGAGGAGGAAAAAGUAUGUUGUGGAUGGUUCCCUCUGUGCUUGAUGACGAUGUGAAAUGCAUGGUGGUAUGCCCCUUCGUCGCCUUGCUUGAAGAGCAGUACGCCAAAACCGUCGCUGCUGGCCUUCGAUGCCACAACUACUCUCGCUCCAAAGAUGUGCCAGACAACGUUCAGGUUCUUUUCAUUCAGGUGGAACAUUGUUCGUCCGAUAGAUUUGCUAGCUGCUCAUCUGUCUUUGACAGUCUCCUGACAUCCCCCCUCGGACGAAAGUUCAAGAGGGUCUUUGUGGACGAAUUUCACGACAUCAUCAAUUGCCAUCCCAAUCGUACCGGCAAAUGGAAAAUUUUGGCAAAGCAAUUCAGUAACAUCAGUAUGCAGAUCGUCCUUUUGUCGGCCACCAUACCACCUCACCGUCUGGAGCUCUUCAUCAAGCCAUUUGGCCUCAAGGCCAAGGACAUCACCAAGAUCAGGUCGUCGACGAACCGUCCAGAGAUAGGAAUCCAUGUAGUCCCUGUCCACCCCAUCGCAGCAUAUCAAUCGUUGGGCCACCUGGUUUCCGCUUUGAAAGGACGUCUGGUUGAUGAGGAACGGAUGCUAGUAUUUUUCUACUCCCAAGGCGACGCAGAAUGCUUCGCAAUUCAACACAAGUGUGCAGUCUAUCACAGCAACCUGUGGGAGGCUGGAAAUACUAAAGCUUACAAUCUCGACCUGUGGGACAGAGGAGAGUCGAAGAUCAUGGCCUGCACCACUGCUUUCGCCCAGGGCAUAGAUAGAUCCAACGUCCGAUACGUGGUUAUCUUCAGGCCAGCAUAUGGACUCAUAGUCAACAACCAGAUGAUGGGUCGUGCGGGUCGAGAUGGAAAAGAGUCUCAUGUUUUCUUCGUCACUGACGAUAAUGCUAUAGUGACCUUCCGUGGAGUGAAGACAGGGCAGGAGAACUGUCUGGAAGAAUUGCACGAUGUAGUCCACGGUGAAGAAUGUCGACGAUACACCACUAUGGUCUGUAUGGACGGCAUAGAUUUUGCAAGUCGUUGCACCGAACAGCCUGGCAGCAUCCCUUGUGAUGUGUGUUCUCCCGACAGCCCCACGCAACGAUUUGCCAUGGAGGCCAUUCAAGCUCCUUUGGAACCUAUGUCUGUGGAGGGCAGUACCUCCAACAACAAUGCAAAUGUCUUGCAGACCGCCCCUCUUCCAUUUGUACAAGCGUCAGUGUUACAUGAGACGUUCAAGGGUGUCAUGGAACCUGCACCUGUGCCUGCGCCUGCGCCUGCGCCUGCACCUGUCCAACCAUCAUCCCAAGGCAGUAGUGAGAUGUACGACUACUCCAACUCCCAGAUAACCCCAUCUCAAGCUCUGGUUCUUGAUGCCAUGGAGGUCAUUCACAAGCCUCGGGCCUCCAGGUCGGAGAACGACAACCCCUUCAUGGCUGCAUCUCAACCAUGCCAAUCCACCUCCUCCAGAGUGGUGUUGCCCCCUCCUUCAUCCCUUCCCUGUGAUUCGAGAACCUUUGCAGAUAGAGCAGCUCGGGUGAAUCAAGCAUCCAUGAGUCGUCUCGCAAAGACCUCCCGCCUCAACAAGUACAUGCAGGUCUUGAAAGACCAUUGCCCCCUUCACUUUGGAAUGACCGCCAAACUCGUCUUGGAUGCCAACGACAUCAAUUGCCCUUACACGAACUCCGUGCCUAUGAACGAGUACUAUGUCUUCAAGAGAAUGUUCACCUUCGCUCCCUUCACUUACUGCUUCCAAUGCUGUUUGCCCCAGUCCAAAAACCACAACGGCGAGCAACCAGCGUGCCACGCUGGGUACGUAUACAAGAAAAAGUCGCCAUGUCCAUUCGCAGGAUUCAUCUUCAAGGCAGUGUUCUGCAUGUGGCACGAAGAAAGGUUCAGGACUCUCCUGGUAAGGGACGUUGCUGGAGGGGCGACUCUCUCCACCUUAGAUGAGUUCAUUGCUUGGGCGAUCGAAGAGCAUGCUGAAGAAGGGAAAUAUAACAACUGCUUGGAGGCGUUUCUUUGGUUUUGCGGCGAGAUCGAGAAGGUAAAGCCCAAUUUUUUCAUUUGA
Messenger RNA from Suillus plorans, 5439 nucleotides. RefSeq lists its product as uncharacterized. The record is from RefSeq and is a predicted model, not a curated record. The coding region runs from base 1 to 5439 and encodes 1812 amino acids. Gene Ontology annotation, cellular component: chromosome; cytoplasm. Gene Ontology annotation, molecular function: nucleic acid binding; 3'-5' DNA helicase activity; four-way junction helicase activity. Gene Ontology annotation, biological process: double-strand break repair via homologous recombination. Lineage: Eukaryota; Fungi; Basidiomycota; Agaricomycetes; Boletales; Suillaceae. The transcript is spliced from 10 exons.